Molecule: messenger RNA, 9966 nt
Organism: Closterium sp. Yama58-4
Lineage: Eukaryota; Viridiplantae; Streptophyta; Zygnematophyceae; Desmidiales; Closteriaceae
Source: the annotation of a GenBank genome assembly
AUGCGUGCAGUGUUCGCGGCCCUGGACGCGGACGGUGACGGGGUGAUCUCCGCGGACGACCUCCGCGCGUACUCCGCGCAGCGCGGGCUCCCCGCGGGGUACGCGCUGGAGUUCGUGAGCCGCGCGCAGCAUGGGCGGAGGGGCGCGGAGGAUCCUUUGUACGGGGAGUGGCGGACGGAUCCGCAGGAUUUGCGCAACAGCCUGUCCGGUGGAGGAUGGAACGGCGCGGGGUGCGCCGCCGGGGGGCUUCAGGCGGGCGGAGUGGCGGGAUCUGGCAUCGGCAGAAUGCCGAUCCUGGGAAUGGGGGAAGGAGUGGCGCCAUGCGGACAGGCAGGGUCAGGCGGAACGGGCGGAGCGAGCGGAUUGAGCGGAGGCAAAGUGGCGCUGUGCCGCGCAUCAGCGGGGUUUGCGGCGUCGUCCUCCCAGGCGCUACCCCCGGUGGACCUCCCGGCGCUGCUCUCCUCUGCCGCGCAGCACCUUCAGCGCGGGCUGGGCUCGGCGCGCUUGCACCUCAGCAGCUCCAGCAGCGGUGCAAGCAGCGGAACCAGCAGAAGUGGCGGAAGUGGCGGAACCGGCGGCGGCGGCGGUGGCGGCGGCGGCGGCGGCGGCGGAGGGGAGUUUGGGGUGUCGUAUGCGGCGUUUGAGGAGUUCGUGGAUGCGAGGGACAGGGUUCUGUGGGACUCGUUUAGAUGCAUGGACAGUAACGGGGAUGGCCGAGUGUCACAAGCAGACCUGGAGCGCAGCAUGAGGACUCUCGCGUCUCAUUGCAACCACGAUUGUGCCACCAGCACCAUCACCAACCCCAUCACCAACCCCAUCAUGACCACUGCUGGUAACACGACCAACGUCACCGGCAUCACUGCCAACCGAACCGCUUGCAGCAGUACUCAAACCAGCGGCGGCAGCAGCAGCAACAUCAGCAGAAGCAGCGUUGUGGGGCUGGGUCAGCCGUGCAGUGUGGAAUCUGUAGGGCGGAGCUGCAGCGGGAAGAUGGUGCGAGCAGUGCAGCAGCAGCAGCCAGUUUUGCAGCAACAGCAGCAGCCAGUUUUGCAGCAACAGCAGCAGCAGGGAGUUCUGCAGCGGAUUAGGCAGCAGGCGUGCAGUGGCGCUGCUGCUGGGGAUCCCUUGUCUCAGUCCGUAUCGUUUGAGGAGUUCCGGGACUACUUCACUCUCCUCCCCGCGUCCGACCAUCUAUUUGACUACUGGAUCUCUGCCUCCUGCCCGCUCGCCUGCCACGCUUCCUCUGCACCACAACCAUUCGACGCACGAGAAGCACUCGAGGGUGCUUCAGCAGCUGUAGGUACAGCUGCCACAGCCGCCACAGCUGCCACAGCUGGGAAUGUGUUGAAAAGGAAGGUUCCACGAAGAGGGUACUUGAGAAGAACCAGCAGCGGCAAUAGCAGCAGCAGCAAGGGUGCCAGCACAGGAGGCAGCAGCAGUGGCGGCGGCGGCAGUAGGAGAAGCAAAGGGGCGGGCGGCGUGUGGCGGCAUCUAGUGGCGGGCGGCAUGGCAGGAGCGACGUCCCGCACGGUGACAGCCCCUCUGGAGACUCUCCGCCUGCGCAUGAUGGUCUCAUCCGAACAUGGGCUGCUGCGAACAUGCUCUCAAGUGUGGAGUGAAGCGGGCUGGAGAGCCUUUUUCCGAGGCAACAUGGUGAAUGUGGUGCGCUCAGCCCCUCAGAAGGCCAUCGACUUCUUCGCGUUCGAGGCCUUCAAGCAAGCCAUCGCAACCGUCUUCCCCACGGGCCCUGCAGGACUUCAGGUGGUGACAGCAGGUGCUUUGGCAGGUGCCACGUCCACCCUGGCGCUCUACCCUCUGGACGUUGUCAGGAGCCGCCUUACUGUUGCCGCCCGUUCCCAGUACACAGGCAUCGCCCACGCCCUCACCACAAUAGCCAAGACAGAAGGCGUGCCGGCACUUUACAGAGGCCUCGGCGCCUCCCUGCUCUCCAUCCUACCAGAGGCCGCCAUCACAUACGGCUGCUUUGACCUCCUCAAGACCGCCCUGCAGCGCUCCACUGGGCGCACCGUGGGAGUGCUGCCCGCCCUGGCCUGCGGUGUUGCCUCUGCGUUCACCGGCCAGCUUGUGGCGUAUCCUCUUGAGCUCGUUGCCCGGCGCCUGCAGGUCUCUGCUGGUGCCGCUGCUGCUGCUGCUGGUGCUGCUGGUGCUGCAGGUGCGGUUGCAGCAGGCGCGGCGAAGCAAAAUCUGGUAACCGUUACCAAGGCGAUUCUGGCGGAACGGGGGGUGGCAGGGUUGUACCAGGGGAUUGUGCCGGCCUCCCUGAAGGUUAUCCCCAUGGCGAUUGUGAGCUUUGGGGUGUAUGAGUCGGUUAAGUUUGCUCUGUUGUCCUCCUUAUUUCUUCUGCUUCAUGUGCUGGCGACGAGUUUGGUUUUCGCGAGCGUUGCGAGAUUCGCGAAAGCGAGUAACUUGGGCUCCGGCGAAGUUCGCCGUCCCGAGGAGGUCACUCAGGGCCUCGAGACCAUCUCAACGGACAUGCAACGCGUCGUCGAAAUGCCGGAAGAUUCGCAGAAGGUUCUCCUGGACGGCAUGGGUCAGGCUCUCGUUUCCUCCGGCAUGUGGCCAUGCAACAUCUUCGGCGGCGUUAAAGCGUGCGUCGCGGUGCCUUUUAACGGAGCAUUCAUGCAGCAGUGCGCGAACAUCGCCAAGUCGGAGGUGGACUGCGCUUAUAAUCGCGAGACGCUGAGUGAUAUUAACGAAGAUCCGAAUGUGGUUAUGAAGAAGAAGCUUGAUGAUGCAGGCUUCGAGGCAUGCCCCGCGUGUCUGGAUGCGCUGCAUCGCUUCUGGUGUGGCCAGACCACCCCCACUUGUGGCACAUUCGCUAAAGUCGUUGACGAGAUUCUGCCUGAAAUGCGGCAAGUCAGUGCCGGCAAGUUAAAGCCAGACGAGCUCGUCCAGUCCACCCUCCCCCGGAUGCUCCAAGCCUUUUCGCUCGGGCUGCCCUGCCGCGAAAUGUGUGAGGCGGUUACCGCCACCUGCAGCUGCGGCCGCCCGGCCACGUUCGGGCAGAUGAUGAAAGUUUUGGAGCUGAAGCGCACCCAGCAGCAGGCGGAGGCGGAGGGGGCAGCGGGCAGGCCCCUGGCGGAGAACAAAGAUUUGAUUCCGUUUGGGUUCAGCACGAACAUGUCUUUGUCCACUGCUGUGAAGAUCUUCAAAGGCGUGUGGGACCGGCCCGUCUGCGACUUGUUUGCUCCUCAUGACGCGCCUGGCUUCCAGGGAGUGUGUGAGACGUGGUGGGCGGGCGCGGGCAAGGAGCAGACAACGUGCCGCUGGUGCGAGUCGAAGCAGCGGCCUGAGGACAUGGACGAGCAGAUUGUGGCUCAGAUCGCGCAGUCCGUAUCCAGCAUGAUGCAGGCUGGUCUAGAGCAUGUUCUCUUCGCUGCAGCCUUCCCGGACGAUCAAACCGGGCUACCCAAUCCCGAACCUGUCGAGCUACCUCCUGACACUGUUCCUCCCGAGCUUAUCAACCCUCCCCAACCUGGUGCCAAGCCUGCUGCCGAACCGGCCGCCGAGGCUGCAGUGGAGCCUGGUUCGGAUGGGCCGGGGUAUUUUAGAGAAGCAGCACCGGGCGAUUGGGGGUAUAAGGCGUCAGAAGAAGAGAAGAUGGCUGAGAUGAUGCGAGGGGAGGGUGUGGGAGAGGGAGAGGGGGAGGUUCCAUCUGGGAAAGGUGGUACUGCUGGUGGAAGAUGGGAAGAGGUGAUGAAUGGGAUGAUGGGGGGGAGGGGAGGACGAGGAGGUGAGGGGGGACGAGGGGAGGGGGAGAGGGGAGAAAGGGGAGGGGCAGAGGGUAGAGGUGGUGCGUGGGAGGGGGGUUCCACUAGAGGGGGGUCGAUGAUGCGAGGGGGAAUGGGAGAAGGUGGGGGUAGUGAGAAGGAAAGAGAGAAGGAAGGAGAGGAGGAAGAAGCGGAGGAUCCGCAUUCUGCUGUUGCAAGAGCAGGCACCACUUCCCCCAGUGUUUCUCGAGCCGAGCCUUCCACCGAGCCUGGAGAGCCGGAGCGGCCGCCGGUUUGGGAGAAAAAGGAAUGGCAGGAGAAGGGUGGGGAGCCGAGUGCUGGGUGGCGGACGGAAAAGGAGGAGCCGGUGGAAGAGGGUGGGGGGAAUGCGUGGUAUCGAGGGCAUGGGGAUGAUUUGCCCCUUCCGCCUCGAGAGGAAAAGCAUGGGUCACCUUUUGUGGCGACGAUUUUUAUUUUCUUUGCCGCCGUGGGAGUGGUGGGGGCUGAAGACGUGGGAGCCAAGAGUAGUCAUGGCUGUCAGCAUGGGAGCGCGCGUGCUGUCGCUGGUUCUCCUAAUCCACCUGACCAUAUCUUCAACGGCCCCGCGAUCCCGGUCCAGAACCCGAUCGGUGGCGCUGCUAGCGCGGCUCAGGGCGCAAUUGGCGGCGUCACUGGCGCGGCUCAGGGCGUGAUUGGCUCUGCAACCACCGCUGCACAGACCACGGCCGGCAAUCUCGUGAGGACCGUUGGUGGCGCUCUGAACGGAGUUCAAAACACCAUCGGUGGCGCAGUGAACGGGGUUCAGACCACUGCUGGUGGCGCCGUCAACACACUUCAGGGCAUCGCUGGCGGCGCCCUGGACGGGGUUCAAACCACUGCUAGCGGCGCGCUUAACGCCGUUCAAAGCACUGCUGGGGCCGCGCUGAAUGGAGUGCAGGGCGCAGCUGCAGGAGCGACGGGUGCAGCUCAACGCACCCUCGGAUCUGCCCUCAACACAGCUCAGACCGUUGCUCAGGACCCGAUUGGAGCUGUCCAGAGCACCGCUGGGGGCGCUCUGAACGCAGUUCAGUCCGCAGCUCGAGACCCUGUUGGUACUAUUCGGGGCGCUGCUGGAAACGCGCUCAACGCAGUGCAAACUACGGCAGGGGGCGCCUUGAAUGCAGUUCAGAGCACGGCGGGGGGAGCUAUCGGUGCAGUGCAGAACACUGUUGGGGGCGCGCUGGGGGCGGUGCAGGGGACUGUUGCUGGGCUGGGAAACGCUCUGACUGGCACUGCGCAGCAACUCGCUACUACUGGUCCCGUUAACACUAUAAGAAACGCUGCUGGCACGGCUGUAAGCAAUGUGGGGAGCACUCUGAGUGUGCCUGUUGGGGCUGUGCAGGGUGUGGCUGGUGCAGCUGUGGGAAAUGUUGCGAGUGCGUUGCGAGGGCGUGCUACUGCUGCUGUGAGCGCUCUGAGCGGCCCUGCAGGGGCGCUGCAGGGGGUGCUGGUGCGUCAGGGAGGUGUGUUGAGCCGCCCGCUUGAAAGCGUUCAGGGGGCUAUCGCUGGUGUUGCCGGCGGUGUGCAGAAUGUGGUUGGGGGAGUGCAGAGCACACUUGGCAAUGUAGGAGCCGGUGUGCAGAGCACCCUUGGGAAUGUCGCAGGGGGCGUGCAAAGCACCCUGGGCAAUGCUGCUGGUGGUGUUCAGAGCACAGUGGGCAAUGUCGCUGGAGGGGUGCAGCAAACUCUGGGAAACGCCGCUGGUACUGUACAGAGCACUCUGGGUAACGCCCCUGGCACUGCUGCUGCUACUGCGGGUGCGGGUGCUGGUCCUGGCGUCGUUACAACAGUCCCUGUGGCAGCACGCUCGGCAGCAGCAAGUGAGCCUGGGAGGAGGCUGCAGGGCAGCCCAGCAGCUACAGGCAGCACUGGCUCUGCCACUACUCCCACUCCCCUCCCCACCGCCCCCAUUCCCACCACCCCCACUCCUACCACCCCUGCUGCUGCUGGCACCGGCGCCGGUCCACUGGGUGCAGUGCAGCAGGCUGUAUCCGGUGCAGCCUCCACCCUUCAAGGCGUUGCAUCUGGAGCAGCAACUACUCUGCAGGGCAUUACCACUGGCGCAGCCUCCACGCUGCAGGGCUUGACUGGGUCUGCCGCCCAGCAGAUCACUUCUGCCGCCCAGUCUCUCCCUGGAGCCGUCCAGUCUCUCCCAGGAGCCGUCCAGCGCACAGCUGCUGGUACUGCGGGCGGUGUGCAGAGCACUCUUGGGAGCAUUGCUAGCGGUGUGCAGCAGACUCUGGGAAAUGCUGCCGGUGCUGUGCAGAGCACCCUUGGGAAUAUCGCAGGGGGAGUGCAGCAGACGCUGAGAAACCCGGCUGGAUCCAUCCAGGGCGCAGCUGCUGGUGCUGCUCGUGGCGUGCAAACUGCUGCUGCGGGUGUGCAAAACACACUGGGGAACAUCGGUGGCAGCGCGCAGCAGACUCUGGGCAAUGCUGCCGGUGCUGUGCAGAGCACACUUGGGAAUGUCGCAGGGGGAGUGCAGCAGACGCUGAGCAAUCCUCUGGAAUCCAUUCAGGGCGCAGCUGCUGGUGUCGCUGGUGGCGUGCAGAAUGCCGCUCGCACUGUGCAGAGCACUCUGGGCAGUGCGGCUGGGGGCGUGCAGCAGACUGUGGGGAGCGCCGGUAGCAACGUGCAGGGGACUAUGGGGAAUGCUGCUGCCGGUAUGCAGGGGACUCUGGGGAGCGCUGGUAGCACUGUGCAGGGAACCCUGGGUAAUGCUGCUGGUGCUGCUCCUGCUACUGUGGGUGCUGGCGCUGCCGCUGCUACAGUUCCUGUGGCAGCACGCUCAUCAGCAGAGAGCGAGCCUGGAAGGAGGCUGCAGGAAGGACCGGCAGGUACAGGCAGCACCGGCUCCACUGCUAUUCCCACUCCCCUCCCCACCGCCCCCAUUCCGACCACCCCCACUGCUGGCACCAGCGCCGGUCCACUGGGUGCUGUGCAGCAGGCACUCUCUGGUGCAGGCUCCACCCUUCAAGGCGUAGCCUCUGGAGCAACAUUAACUCUGCAGGGCGUUGCUUCUGGUGCUGCCUCUACUCUUCAGGGCAUCACUGGUUCCCUCCCCGGCGCCAUCCAGCCCCUCCCAGGUGCCAUCCAGGGCGCAGCUGCUGGUGCUGCGGGCGGCGUGCAGAGCACUCUUGGGAGCAUCGCUAACGGGGCGCAGCAGACUCUGGGCCGUGUGGCCAGCAGUGCGCAGCAGAGUCUGGGAAAUGCCGCCGGUGCUGUGCAGAGCACCCUUGGGAAUGUCGCUGGGGGCGUGCAGCAGACGUUGAGCAAUCCGGCUGGAUCCAUCCAGGGCGCCGCUGCUGGUGCUGCUCGCGGGGUGCAAAACGCCGCUGCCAACGUGCAGAGCACACUCGGAAACGUUGCGUACGGCAUGCAGCAAACUGUGGGCAACAUCGCCGGGGGGGUGCAGCAAACUCUGGGCAAUGCGGCGGGGGGCGUGGCCAACGUGGCGAAUGCUGCUGGAGGGACUCUCUCAGGUGCUGCCACCGGCGCACAAACAGCUCUCACGGGACAAGUAUCCUCAGCCCAGAACGCCCUGUCAGGCCCGGUUUCCACAGUACAAAACGCUCUCUCUGGACCCCUCUCCACGGUUCAGAGUGCAGCGGCGGGUGCAGUGAGAGGCGUGCAGGGAGCCCUAUCCGUCCCUGCUAGCGCCAUCCAAGGCGCGGUUAGUGGCGUGCAGAGCACGGUGCAGGAAGCAGUGCAGGGGGCUCAGGGCGCCGUGCAGGGAGCAGCACUGGGGGCUCAGGGCACCGUGCAAAACGCUGCCUCGCUGCCUACAGCUGCCACUCAGCUUCCUGCUGCUGUUGGCACUGCUGCUUUGGGUGCGGGUGCUGCUGCUGGUAAUGCUGCUGGUGCUACCACUGUCCCCAUGGCAGCACGCUCAUCAGCAGACAGCGAGCCGAGCGAGCCGGGAAGGAGGCUGCAGGAUGGCGCGGCAGCAGCAGGCAGCGCAGCUGGUAGUGCUGGCCCCACUUCCCCAGCUAUCCCCACUCCCCUCCCCACCCCCACCUCCACCACCUCAACUCCCACCACCACAACUCCCACCACCCCCACACCCACCACUCCCACCUCCCCUACUCCCACCACUCCCAACCCCACCACACCCACCACCACCGCUGCAGCUGCCACCAGUCCACUGGGCGCUGUGCAGCAGGCGCUCUCUGGAGCAGCCUCGACCCUUCAGGGCGUCGCCAGCUCUGCCGCCCAGCAGAUCACGUCUGCCGCCCAGCAGAUCACGUCUGCCGCCCAGUCGCUCACAGGCACCGCCCAAGGGGCCGCUGCUGGUGCUGCUGGCGGGGUGCAGAGCACCCUUGGGAGUGUGGCUGGAGGGGUGCAGCAGACGCUGAGCAAUCCUCUGGAAUCCAUUCAGGGCGCAGCUGCUGGUGUCGCUGGUGGCGUGCAGAAUGCCGCUCGCACUGUGCAGAGCACUCUGGGCAGUGCGGCUGGGGGCGUGCAGCAGACUGUGGGGAGUAUCGCCGGGGGGGUGCAGCAAACUCUGGGUGAUGUUGCCACCGGCGCACAAGCAGCACUCUCCGGACCUCUUUCCACUGCCCAAGGCGCAGCAGCGCAGGGGGCAUUGAGGGGCGUGCAGGGAGCGCUGUCAGUCCCUGCUGGAGCUACCGAAAGCGGUGCUAGCGGCGCAGAAGCAGCACUGUCUGGCCCCCUGUCUGCUGUGCACAACACACUGUCAGGGCCGCUUUCCACUCUCCAGGGCGCAGCAGCAGGGGCAUUGAGGGGCGUUCAGGGGGCACUAUCCGUCCCUGCUGAAGCCAUCCAAGGCGCUGCUAGUGGCGUGCAGAGUGCUGUUCAGGGCGCCGUGCAAGGCGCAGGGCAAGGAGCAACACAAGUCCCCGUGGCAGCACGCUCGGCAGCAGAGAGCGAGCCUGGGAGGAGGCUGCAGGACCGCCCGGCAGGUACAGGCAGCACAGCUAGCGCUGGUUCAACCACCACCACACCCCGCAACGGCCCCACCACCACCCCCACCACUACCAUCACCACCACCACCACCACCGGUCCACUGCGUGGCGUGCAGCAGGCGCUCUCUGGGGCUGCCUCCACCCUUCAAAGCCUUACCUCUGGCCCCGCCUCUGCUCUCCAGGCCGCUGCCUCUGGCGCUACCACCUCCCUCCAAGGCCUUACCUCUGGCCCUGCCUCUGCUCUACAGGGCGCUGUCACCAGUGCCACCACCACCCUGCAAGGCGCAGCCUCUGGUGCCACCUCCACUCUCUCCCGAGCCACCACCGGCGCUCAGUCCCUCGCUGCCUCUGCCGCCCAGUCCAUCCCUGGCGCCGUCCAGUCCGCCGCCCAGUCCAUCCCCGGUGCAAUCCAAUCCGCAGCAGGGUCGGCACAAGCAGCGGCAGGGGCGGCAGUAGGGGCAGCAACAGGGACUCUGAACCGCGUAGGCGAUGCCCUCACACUCCCACUGCGCCAGGCUAGCGCAGGGGCAGCAGUGGGGGAGAGGGUUCAGAGCCUUGGGGCAGCAGCAGCAGGGGGAGUGCAAAGCCUAGGAGGGAAUCUGACUGGGGCAGCAGCAGUGGCGGCAGAGGCGCUAGGCAGGACGGCUAGUGGUCUGGGGGCCGGGCUAGGGAGCACCGCAGCGGGAAUUCAAGGGGGUAUUGGGCAGGCGCUCGGGGGAAUUACCCGGGCGGUUCAGGGCGGGCCCGGAAAUCUCGGGCAGGCGGUUGGGCAACUUACCCAGGGAAUUCAGGGCGGGCCGGCAGUGCUGGGGGGUGUGCUGACCCGGGCGGCAGACGCGGCUACUGCGGCGGUGGGAGGGGCGGCAGGGGCGGCGGGGAAUGCUGUGACUGUAGCGGUGGAUGCUGCUAGUGGCACGAUUCGGUACAGCAUCGAGGGGAUUGGGAACGCAACUGAGCUGGUGUCUGCAGGGAUCUACCAAGCUGCUGGGACGGCAGGAGGAGCUGCCAGGUCAGCAGGAACCCAAGUGGUGAGCCUGUUCAACCGGGUCAACCCAGUCAACGCCCUGUCAGCAGCGGGCGGCACACUCACAGGCACAGUAGCCGCCACUCCCAGCGCCAUUGCCAGCCUGCUGCAGAACCCCGCAGGCUUCGUCCUGCAGGCCACAACCAGGGGAGGUGCACCUGCUGGUGGCAGCACUAACAGUUCUGCUGCUUCUGCGGCCACAGAGACUCGAGUGGCGCCGCUGAGUGUAAGGACGACUGACCCUUAA